CCUUUCAUUGGCCAAUACAAGCGGUAUUCGUUUCCUGACAGCCGAACGGUAUUACCAACUAACGAUGACAGGUAAACUACUAUUAGUGACGAUCCUAUGCCUGAUGGGCGGCAGCGCUUUGGCCGCUGACGUUUUGGAGGGCACCUACAAUGUUACAGCCGUUUGUACGGCGGUACCAACCGGAACUCAGCUAGGCAGCAUUGAGUCCUGCCAAUACUAUUAUGUUUGUCAAUCAUCCGGACCUGUUAACACCACUUGCCAAUCGGGUUAUUCAUACGAUUAUAAGAAGAGCUCCUGCUAUCCAUCUAGCCAGGUGGAAUGUUAUUAUGGCGUUGAAAAUCCUUGUCAAGGCUUAAACGGAACUUGGGUGCCAAAUACAUCCGUUUGUGGUGGAUACUAUUAUUGCGAUAAUAGCGUUUGUAGAUCCGGUGCUUGCCCCGUUAACCAGGUAUUCGAUUCGACCACCAAAGCAUGCAAAUGGGGAUCCUGUACCACAACCGCAGAUGGCACCGAAGGUACUGUCCUGAAUUCACUCUGCGAUGUUGUGCCACCUGGCUUUUACUACGGUGAUACCUCAAACUGUUCAACCUGGAACUAUUGCCAGUCCAAUUCCUCUGGCAUCUUUUUACAUACUGGAACAUGCUCUGGUAAACAAACUACCUUCAACGUCAAUGGCAAGAGUUGUGAUUACAAAUCCUCUACCGAUUGCAGCCGUGUUACCGGCAAUGGAAUGAGCAGUGCACCAGUUUCCUGUGAUACGAAUGGAGCAAAGAAGGCCGAUGCCAGCGUUUGUGGCACGUAUUAUGUGUGCACUAACAAGCAGUGGGUGGCCACAUACUGUGCCUCCGGCUACUACUACGAUGAGACACAAGAGAUUUGUGUACUUCGUCAGACAGCCACACCCAUCGCGGGCUGCAACCGUUGCCAGUAUGCCAGCCAAUCGUUUGUGAACGCCGUCGAUUCGGACAACUGUGCCAGUUACUAUUAUUGCAACAAACAGGGCGUUGCCACAUCGAACACAUGUCCCGAUGACCACUUCUUCAACGAGAGCGUCCAAGGAUGUGUAACCUCGACCGAAGAAGUGCUGGCCGCCUAUGUGAAGAGCAACGGAGCUUGCAAGGGAGCGACCGUUGACGGUUCAGAUUCCACAGAUGCCACCGAAGCAACUACUGUUAAGGAGUAAGUCCAAACGGUAUCAAGGAUUAAUAGAAGGGAAUUCGGCAGAUCAGGACUAACUGCAAACAUGAUCCUAUGUAUUUACCAUUUAGUAUUCAGCUUAUAUAUAACAGGCAAUAAAAAUUUGUUCGCAAGCA
Molecule: messenger RNA, 1313 nt
Organism: Drosophila eugracilis
Lineage: Eukaryota; Metazoa; Arthropoda; Insecta; Diptera; Drosophilidae
Product: peritrophin-48
Exons: 3
Coding region: 65-1183 (372 amino acids)
Cellular component (GO): extracellular region
Molecular function (GO): chitin binding
Source: RefSeq, a predicted model, not a curated record